UAUUUAUACAAUAUUUCCCUAUCUCACUUCUCUUGCCUCUCUCUCCUCUCUUCCCCUCUCCUCCAACUCCUCCCCCUCCGGCCGGCCGCCGCCACGUCGACAUGGUGAAGUUCUCGAAGGAGCUGGAAGCGCAGCUCAUACCGGAAUGGAAAGAUGCAUUCGUCAACUAUUGGCAGCUCAAAAAGAAUGUGAAAAAGAUCAAGCUUUCCAAAAAACCCAAGCAUGUCUCUAACACUAACUACGACUUUGGCCGAUCCAUUUUCGAUCCCUUUCGAGCUCUCGCCCGCAAACUCGCCGGCUCCUCCGGCGACGUCGAAGGCCGCGAAAUCCUUCAGGUUAAAAGUAGAGUUUCUAAAGGAGAUGAUGGAGAAGAAGAAGAAUUAGAUGUUGAGGUUUAUGAAACUGAGCUUGAUCAGCUAUUUUCUGAAGAACAUGAGGUUAGGGUGUUUUUCGAAAUGUUAGAUGAAGAGCUUAACAAAGUGAACCACUUCUACAAGAGUAAAGAGAUUGAGUUUCUUGAGAGAGGAGAAAUUUUGAAUAAGCAGCUCCAGAUUUUGCUCGACCUCAAGCGCCUCAUCGCCGACCGCCGCCGGAAAAACUUUGGCGGCCAAACUGGCAGCGGCGGAUCGGGUUUCCUCUCUCGUUCGGGCUCUUCGUUCGGCCGGAACUCGGACUUGUCCGGAAGUGAGAGAGAAUUCUGCGACAGCCCAAAUGAAUCCCAAACAGAUGAAGUCGUCGCAGCGCUGGAGAAAAAUGGGGUUAAUUUCGUGAACUCGGCGGUGAGGGGAAAGACGAAGAAAGGGAAGCCGAAGAUGGCGAUGAGGAUCGAUAUUCCGGCCACGACGCCGACGAAGACGAUCGCGGCCGUGACGUCGAUGCUGUGGGAGGACAUAGCCAACAACCCCAAGAAGGGAGGAGGUGGUGAAUACAUCAACGCCAAGAAGAUUCAAUGUGCAGAGAAGAUGAUAAGAGGGGCAUUUGUGGAACUUUAUAGGGGACUUGGCUUGCUCAAAACAUAUAGCUCGCUGAAUAUGGUGGCCUUUACAAAGAUCCUCAAGAAAUUUGAUAAGGUGGCAAAUCAGCAAGCUUCAGCAAGUUACCUCAAAGUAGUUAAAAGAUCUCAUUUCAUUAGCUCUGAUAAGGUGGUGAGAUUAAUGGAUGAAGUGGAGUCCUUAUUCACGCAGCACUUUGCCAACAGUGACAGGAAAAAAGCAAUGAAGUUUUUGAGGCCCCAACAGCAAAAAGAUUCUCACAUGGUUACCUUUUUUGUUGGUCUAUUCACUGGUACAUUUGUGACAUUAUUUAGUGUUUAUGCAAUAUUGGCUCAUUUAAGUGGUAUGUAUUCGGCGGCAACAGAAGCCUCUUAUCUUGAGACCGUCUACCCUCUUUUCAGCAUGUUUGCAUUGCUGAGCUUGCAUUUAUUCAUGUAUGGAUGUAACUUGUUGAUGUGGAAGAAAACAAGAAUCAACUACAACUUCAUCUUCGAAUUCCAGCCAAGCACCGCCCUCAAAUACAGAGACGCCUUCCUCAUCUGCACCACUUUGAUGACCGCCGUCGUCGGCGCCAUGGUCGUCCACCUCCUCCUCCUCUCCGCCGGCUUCUCCCCCCAUCAAGUCGACUUCAUCCCCGGCGUCCUCUUGCUGAGUUUUGUUUUGCUUCUGAUUUGCCCAUUGAAUAUCUUCUAUCGCCCGACGAGAUACUGCUUCCUCCGCGUCAUACGCAACAUAGUGUGCUCGCCCUUUUACAAGGUUUUGUUGGUCGAUUUCUUCAUGGCUGAUCAACUGACUAGUCAGAUUCCAUUGUUGAGGCACAUGGAAUCCGCAACAUGUUACUUCCUCGCUGGAAGUUUUAAGACUCAUCGCUACGAGACUUGCAAGUCCGGGAAGCUAUACAGAGAGCUCGCGUAUGUCAUAUCCUUUGCUCCCUACUACUGGAGAGCGAUGCAGUGCGCAAGGAGAUGGUUCGAUGAGAGCAACAUAGACCACCUCGCGAACCUUGGGAAGUACGUAUCAGCAAUGGUGGCAGCCGGAGCAAGGCUGACAUACGCUAGGGAGCCCUCACAGGCAUGGAUGAUGGUGGUUCUAGUGACUUCUGUCGUGGCCACGGUCUACCAGCUCUACUGGGACUUCGUCAAGGACUGGGGGCUUCUCAACGCGAAGUCUAAGAACCCGUGGCUCAGAGAUGAUCUCUUGCUCAAGAAGAGAAGCAUUUACUAUGCAUCCAUUGCCUUGAACUGUGUCCUGAGAGUUGCAUGGGUGGAGGGUGUGAUGAAAUUCAACACCGGGAUGUUCGAGUCGCAUCUGAUCGCCUUUCUGCUCGCUUCGUUGGAGGUCAUCCGCCGCGGACACUGGAACUACUAUAGAUUGGAGAAUGAGCAUCUUAACAAUGUUGGCAAGUAUAGAGCAGUGAAAGCAGUUCCUCUGCCAUUCUCUGGGAUGGAUUCUGAUGGCUAAAGCUACACACAAUGCACAUUUGAGAGUAUAUAUGUUUGAGGGAAAGAGAUUUUUCAACAACCACUUAAAAAGGCUCAACAGGUUGUGAAUGAAGAAAUCCAGAUAUGUUCAAAUCCUAUUCAGCACAAGUUGGCUGCAUGUAAAUCAAGCACUUUUCAUAUGAAAAAAUUUCACUGCAUAAAUGUAUCUUUCUAUUUUUGCUUCAUGACAUUGUGAACUCAUCAUUGAGUUACCAAGAAUUAAAAUAAAUCUCAAGUACAUGUGAUUUACUCCCA
Molecule: messenger RNA, 2728 nt
Organism: Salvia miltiorrhiza (redroot sage)
Lineage: Eukaryota; Viridiplantae; Streptophyta; Magnoliopsida; Lamiales; Lamiaceae
Product: phosphate transporter PHO1-like
Exons: 15
Coding region: 102-2453 (783 amino acids)
Biological process (GO): phosphate ion transport; cellular response to phosphate starvation
Cellular component (GO): plasma membrane; cytoplasm; Golgi apparatus
Molecular function (GO): inositol hexakisphosphate binding
Source: RefSeq, a predicted model, not a curated record